Molecule: messenger RNA, 6031 nt
Organism: Solenopsis invicta (red fire ant)
Lineage: Eukaryota; Metazoa; Arthropoda; Insecta; Hymenoptera; Formicidae
Gene: pyd
Product: tight junction protein ZO-2
Exons: 17
Coding region: 1847-5611 (1254 amino acids)
Biological process (GO): cell-cell adhesion; protein localization to cell-cell junction; cell-cell junction organization
Cellular component (GO): bicellular tight junction; plasma membrane
Molecular function (GO): cell adhesion molecule binding
Source: RefSeq, a predicted model, not a curated record
UAUUUCUGAAAAUGGCCCCCAAUUUAAAAAAGAUUGCGCAUCACUGCUGUAAAAGAAUAAUUUCGAUGAUGUAUAAAAUAACGUUUCAAAAGUAAAAGUACAAUUGCUUUUUGUAGCAUUAAUUAAAUCAGUUAAAUGCAUUUUUAUUACAAUGAAUUUUAAUUAGUGAUCGCUUGAGGCGAGAUUUUCUCGAGUAUCUCAAUAUCGCGUUCUAAUUUCUCGAGUGCUAAUAUUUUUACGCGUUUGAUCCGCCUAUUAUCGGGUUAGAGAUUUCGAUGGAGCGCCACGGGGUCCGUCGGUCUUUUUCAGCCGAGUUUCUCGUUCCACUUCGGCGCUCAUUCUCCAUCUUCCGCCAAAUCUCGAAUGUGUACGUGUCAGUUUUAAUUGAAGCGCGGAAAGUGCAAUUAAAUGCGACUGCAACGUGACGGCGUGACGACGGCGGCGGCGGGUCUCAUAUCGCGCGCUGGAACUGCAAACUCCGCGCCGUGAUUUCGCCCGGAUGAUCCCACCCGGUUUUGCGCGGUGCUUCGAGGACAAAGAAUAGAGAAACGGAAAGCGGAUACCUAGGCCGCGACAAGCAGAAUUCCAACUGGUGUAAGGUGUGUCAUAUUCCAGUUAAUGUCUCAUAGCUUGUGUCCCGCGUGCGUACACACGUUCGUACACACACGCCUACACACUUAUCCACGGGCGCACUACACUUGUGCUCAUACAAUACCAACAAACACAUACACACACACACAAGGGUAAGAUGUUGCAGCCGACCUCUACCUGUAGUCUUGCCAACUAAGCGAACCGACCAGGCAAAACCGGUGUCGGCACGCUCUCGAGCCCAACCCUCCUCUCUUCGCCCUUCUCUCCGUUCUCUUUCUACCCUCUCUCUUCCGUCUCCCCCUUUUUCCACUCUCUUUCUCUUUCCAUCUCUCGCGCCGCUCUUGUGUAUUAAACACCGCCAUCUCUCCUCCGUCACCGCUCCGUCCUUCUACCGUCCCUGCAGUCCUCGGCCGAUUCUACCUCGGCCAGUCGACCUGGCGAUAGAGAAACUGAACGCGUUCGUCGCCAGGACUAUCUCUCUUUCUUUUUCGCGUCCGUAGCAAAGGGACCCUCGUGUCCAUCGGUAUCGCUUUCCGUUUUCGAAAUCUCGAUCUCAGUUCUUGAACGACAGCGAGGUAAAGAACGAUCGUCUUGGGGAGGGUUCGCGAAGAAGCGGCGAGCUACCGCUUGGUGGAUCGGGUGGAUACGCACGCGAAGGCCGUGUGCACACGCGCGUGCGGCACGAGACGUGCAUCUGCGCUGCAUCCUCCCGUGGAACGUGGUGAAACGUGUGUAGGAGAACGAUAGAAAGGCAACACGCGUAAACCGAUCUCUGCAGAUUCCGAAGCAACUUCUUCAAGAUUACAUUGGUGAAAGAGAGGGGGCGUCAGGAGACCCUGCUAUCCACGUCGAGCGUUCAAGCGUGUUCUCCGAUUCCCAACGGAAAACUCCGACGACGAAAGGACCGUAACGUUGAUGAUCGAACGAUCGUCGCGCUAUUCCGUUUUUCCGUUUAACGGCACGAAGGACGGCGACGCUUCGGAUCGCCUCUGCGCCGAGGCACCGUGCCAGCUGUCGAUCGGCGAUCGUUCGUGCAACGAUGCGAUCGUGUUGGAGCUGCCUGCGACGUGAAACCGAUCCGUCGAUCCCACGUGGUUCCACGUGAAAGCGCGGCCGGAGGGAGGAGAUGCUCGAGGAAUCGCGGACGAUCGGCGGAAGUGCGCGAGGGAGCGGCCCGUGAGAAAAGAAUCGUCAAGAGAAUAGUGGUGGAUCACGCGCACGGGAGGAUAAGGAGCGUCUUCUUCGUGGCAAGAGGAUGGACAGGGGCGAUAACAACGUCGUCGGAGUUGGCAGCGGCGGUGGCGGCGGCGGCGGCAGUGGCGGUGGCGGUGGCGGCGGCGGCGGCGGCAGCGGCAGCGGCGGUGGUGGUGGCGGUGGCGGUGGCGGUGGCGGUGGGGGCGGAAGUGGUGGAAAUGGUGGCAGUGGCGGCGGCAGCGGCGGUGGCGGCAUCGGCGGCAUUGGCAUCAGCGUGGGCUGUCACGUGGGAAAUUCCGGAUCCCCGCCGAACUCCACCUCGUCGACCCACGGCACGAUGCAUAACUCCUCCGGCGGGUUCGACGGCCAGACUGGUGACAGAGGAUGGGAGAUUCACCAUGUUACGGUGACCAGAGUCCCCGGCUACGGCUUUGGAAUAGCUGUGUCAGGAGGUCGCGAUAAUCCUCAUUUUACUAAUGGCGAUCCAGCGAUCGCGAUCUCUGAUGUGCUCAAAGCCGGCCCGGCUGAAGGAAAAUUACAAGUUAACGACCGUAUCAUCUCCGCAAAUGGAAUAUCGUUGGAAGGCGCCGAUUACGGGGCAGCCGUGCGGGUCCUGCGAGAUUCCGGUUCUACCGUUUUAUUAGUUGUUAAACGAAGAGCUUCCUCGAAUUCACCCGGUUGUUUAGGCAACGGAGUGCCCCAGAGUCAUCGGCUCACACUCACGCGAAACAAUAAAAAGGAUGAUUUCGGAAUUGUGCUGGGAUGCCGAUUGUACGUAAAGGAGGUUACGCGGGAGAAUAUCGGAGUGAAAACUGGGGACGUGUUAACCCGAAUAGGCAGCGUCGCCGCUGACAAUAUGAGUCUGAAGGAAGCUAGAAAGCUGAUGGACCAGUGCAAAGACAGACUCUCGAUCGUAAUUACGCGGGAUUCGUACUGCCACGUGCAUCAGCAAGGUAAAGGGGAUAGCGGUGAAUACCUGUCGGGUGCGAGUUACAGUAGUCAGAACUUAUACGUUCCGCCACCCACGAGGCAGCCCUUGGAGGACAAGAGUAACCUCGUGCCGAGGGGUCGUUCGCGGGGUCCGCUGAUGGAUGUGUCUCUCAGCCAGCUGGAUCUACCAGCGACGCCCACUGUAGAUCCACCCAGACCACCUCCGCCGAGACCGGAAGAUUAUUAUAGUACGCGUAGACAAUUGUAUGAUGAAGAUUCGGUCUCGCCUCGGACGAAACAGCCCAUGCCGGAUCCCCGAUUUAUUACAUUCCAAAAGGAAGGAUCCGUAGGUGUGCGAUUAAGCGGCGGCAAUGAAACCGGGGUCUUCGUAACUGCAGUUCAAGCGGGAAGUCCUGCGUCGCUUCAGGGUCUUCAGCCAGGAGAUAAAAUUUUAAAGAUAAACGACAUGGAUAUGAAGGAGGUCACAAGGGAGGAAGCCGUACUGUUCCUUCUUAGCCUGCAAGAACAAAUCGAUCUUAUUGUACAACAUCGACGUCAGGAAUAUGACCAAAUUGUCGCGUCUGGCAGAGGCGAUUCUUUUCACAUAAAAACUCACUUUCACUACGAGCAACCACAAAAAGGUGAGAUGAGUUUUCGCAGCGGCGACGUCUUUCACGUGGUGGACACUCUUCAUAAUGGCGUCGUAGGAUCGUGGCAGGUUUUCCGAAUUGGACGAAAUAAUCAAGAGGUACAAAAGGGCAUUAUUCCCAAUAAGGCCCGGGCUGAGGAGCUUGCAACCGCGCAGUUCAACGCGACGAAGAAAGAGAUGAGUGCCAGCGAGAGCAGAGGUAGCUUCUUCAGGAGAAGAAGAAACAGUCAUAGACGCUCGAAAUCGUUGGGAAGGGACCACUGGGACGACGUGGUGUUCUCCGACAGCGUCAGCAAAUUUCCCGCUUAUGAACGUGUGAUCUUAAGACAUCCUGGAUUUGUUAGGCCUGUUGUUCUUUUCGGGCCCGUAGCUGACCUCGCUAGGGAAAAGCUUCUCAAGGAUUUCCCUGACAAGUUCACUUCCCCACAAAUGGAAAGUCAAAUGGAGGAUGGCACGGGAAAGAAUACCAAAACAUCUGGUAUUAUUCGUCUGAGCGCGAUUAGGGAAGUGAUGGACAGGGGCAAGCACGCAUUGCUCGACAUCACUCCCAACGCCGUGGAUCGCCUAAAUUACGCUCAAUUCUAUCCAAUCGUCAUUUUCCUGAAGGCCGAGACGAAGCAAAUCAUCAAAGAGAUGAGAGCUGGCAUACCAAAAUCAGCGCACAAAAGUAGUAAAAAGCUUUUGGAGCAGUGUCAAAAGCUCGACAAAAUCUGGGGACACGUAUUCAGCGCGGUGAUCACUCUCAAUGCACCGGAAGCCUGGUAUCGGAAAUUGAGAGAACUUAUCGACCGCCAGCAACAAGGCUCGCUAUGGAUGAGUCAAACCAAGCCGGAAGAAGCCCUCUCGGAUGACUUCCUAUUCCCGAUGACUUCUCGCCUCUCCUACGCUUCCUCUCCGGAGAGCGAUCUGGAGCUGAGCCCAGCGCCUGUUAUUCCCGGCACUUUGGGCCCACCAUCGCGACUAAAGAGCAGCUCCGAUCCGAGCAUCGCCACUCAGGACGAUACUUCUGCACCGCCUCCGUACUCGACGAAUUAUCAGCAAUCGUUUGAGCAGCAGAAGAGAAGAUCCCAAGGUGGAAUGGGGGACAGCAAGUACGGCUUUUCCUUGUCCGGUCAAAGGAGCAAUCAGUCUGGCUCACCAGAAUAUCUAGGGAGUUCCUUCGAGCCCAGAUCUCCCCAUCACAGUCCACCGGAUCUUCCGCCUCGAGUCGAUCGAAACGCAAAACCGAUUAAUCAAACGCCUCGGGGAACGAUAGGGCGAUCCGUCCAGGAACGUCUAGGAGUAAAUAAAACUGACUCAAUUCUAGAUAUGGGAAAUUACAUCAAUGCGACUCCUCACAAAGCAAACGCCACGUCAUCCCUCGAACGGGCGCAGCCAAAAGCGGGAAGUUACGACAGCAUGUCUUCGUAUGAUUCGUACAACAAUACCAACGGGAACUCCAACUACGGGGUGACGAAUUUGAACACAUCGACAGGUCGUUUGGGCCCGAAUGUACCUGAUGAUCUCAAGAGCAGUAACAUACCGGCAAGAGCGCAUGAUCCGUAUAGAUUCACUAGAUCCACAGCUCAGCCCAUUUCCACGCAUGAUGCUCUAACGCGAACCGAUUAUGCCAAAUAUAACCGCUCUACUGAUUAUAAGUCGAUACCAAUGUCUCAAAAUAAACCAAUGGGCACAUACAAGCCGAUUCCGCCUCCAAAACCGAAGAAUUAUAGACCACCGCAAGCGUCGCUUGGACAAACGGAGAACAACGGGAAUGAUGGGAGUAAUUCGUAUCAACACUCGAAGAGUUAUUCCAUUGCUACGUCGCAUGUACAUAAUGGGGUGGAAAACAACAGUAACGUGCAGCGCAACAGUGGUCAGUAUUACUACAACAUCCCGCCACCUGGCCGUCACAAUGAAGGCAAUAUCGUGAAUUCGCAUCACAAUCUAAGUCACCUCGCGCAGCCGACGCACAGCCACAGCCUCAGUCACACGCAUUCUCACUCCAGCCCGCCGGUGACCACCACGCAUUCCCACAGCAACAGCACCGGUCAGAUCAGUCUUGGACUGACGCAUAACCGGAACAGCACGAAUCACAAUGGGUAUAUACACGGUAACAGCCAUGCUCCCGCAGGUCCGCUCUAUCCCUCCGUUAAUCCCGGGCACAAUAGGGAACCCAGCGGUCUGGAUCUGGCCGGUAGCCGAGAGCAAAGAGGAAGCGCGUUUGAGCUCUAUCGAAAGCCGGUUCAUCAUUACAAUAUGAGGUGAGUAGAGGCGAAGAAUUCGCUCACAAGAAAGAAAAGCUCGGAGGAUGCACAACGGUGAGAACGUGAGAUCGAUCUUGUCCCUUACACACGGGCAUUAGUAUUUCUCAAAGCACAAAAUGGAUUUUGGAAUGUGGAAAAAAUUAUCCACUUAAUUGAAAAUAACAAUUAAUUAUGUAAUGUAAAUUGUUCCUUUUGUUUUUGCGAUAUCUCGAGUAUACGUCGAAUAAGAAAAUCUUUUUCUACAAUCCCGACGAACGUAGCUCAGUAGGAAUGUUAUUGUAUGUUGCAGUUAAUGUGCAUCCCGAUGCGAGACAUAUUAUAUUAGGAUGAAUUAAUGAAUCUAUCGAAGUACGCAGAAUGAAUCGUGCAAUGUCGUAGACGUAGUUAAAAAAAAAAAAAAAAUUACGUUAGUUGAGACAUG